AUGCCGGCCAUUUCGUUAUCCAACAACAAACAUGGCCCUGAUCGUGGUACUAGUAUCCAUGAUAAGUCCAUUUACAAUAGUAAGGGACAUAUCAAUGGAUCAUUGUACCAUGAGCAUGAAAGCCAAUCUACAAAUCUUAUUGGAAACGUUCUUCGUGAAAAAAUCCAAUCUAUUGACCUCGAUACCUGCCUUUCGGGAGGUGAGGACUCAUUUUUUGUGGCAGAUUUAGGUGUUGUCUACCGUCAGCAUGUUCGGUGGAUAAAAAAUCUGCCUCGAAUUGAGCCCUUCUACGCUGUGAAGUGCAAUGGGGAUCCUCAAGUUCUUAACUUGCUUGUCAAGUUGGGACUUAGUUUUGAUUGCGCUUCAAAGAAUGAGAUUAGCUCCAUUCUUGAUCUGGGUGUGGACCCAUCUCGUAUCAUCUAUGCCAACCCUGUAAAGACUCCCUCAUAUCUUGGAUAUGCUCGACAACAGGGUGUUGGUAUGAUGACAUUUGAUAAUUCUGAUGAGUUGUUGAAAUGCAAAAAGUUUUACCCUGAUGCUCAACUCCUACUUAGAAUUAUGACCGAUGAUUCUACUGCCACUUGCCAAUUGAGUGUCAAGUUUGGUGCUCCCAUGUCUGACACUAAAAAGCUUUUGGCAUUGGCAAAAGAAUUAAACCUCAACGUUGUGGGUGUUGCGUUCCAUGUGGGAAGUGGAGCCAGUGAUCCCACCGUCUAUGCUGAGGCGGUCGAAAACUCUCGCCAAGUAUUCGACGAAGCUCUUGAAUUGGGCUUUCCUCCUUUGUCUAUUCUUGAUGUUGGAGGAGGUUUUGAGGAUGAUUGCUUUGAGAUUGCUGCUGAAGUGUUGAACAACUCGUUGGCUGAACAUUUCCCUGACGAUUCUGUUCGAGUGAUUGCCGAGCCUGGUCGCUACUAUGUCGCUACUGCAUUUACUCUUGCUACAAGCGUCAUUGGUCGUCGCUGGGUCGACGAACAAAAGGGAAAGGCCAUGAUCUAUGUCAAUGAUGGUGUAUAUGGAAAUCUCAAUUCCAUUUUGUUUGAUCACCAGAAUCCUGUUCCUAGACCCUUGACCUCUGGUGAAAGCUUCCUUUACAAUGGUAAGGACGAAAUCCCCUUUCACCACCGUGACCAUCAUUCGAGCAACUAUGAGUUCUCGGUAUGGGGACCUACCUGUGACGGACUCGACUGUAUUUCAAAGUCGGUUCUGUUUCCCGUUUCCAUUGACGUCGGAGAUUGGCUGUACUUCAACGACGUAGGAGCUUAUACACUUGCAGCCUCGACCACUUUCAACGGGUUCAACUUGGACUGCAAGGUACACUACGUGUGCUCGAGCCCCGAAGUGGAUCUCUAG
This is a messenger RNA of Sugiyamaella lignohabitans, 1350 nucleotides long. It is a transcript of the gene SPE1, whose product is annotated as ornithine decarboxylase SPE1. Gene Ontology annotation, molecular function: ornithine decarboxylase activity. Gene Ontology annotation, cellular component: cytoplasm. The record is from RefSeq and is a predicted model, not a curated record. Lineage: Eukaryota; Fungi; Ascomycota; Dipodascomycetes; Dipodascales; Trichomonascaceae. The transcript has a single exon. Bases 1 to 1350 code for a protein of 449 amino acids.